Messenger RNA from Peniophora sp. CBMAI 1063, 585 nucleotides. The record is from the annotation of a GenBank genome assembly. NCBI's taxonomy places the organism in Eukaryota, Fungi, Basidiomycota, Agaricomycetes, Russulales, Peniophoraceae.
AUGUCUGACUAUACAUACACGGUCUCAUAUUGGCCAGCCGACGACGACGCGGCCAAGAACCCGGCUCUCGACUUUGCCGCUAUCAGGAAGCAGGCCGAUACACCUCACUACCUCGGUGUCCGUGUCGAGGAACCUCCGUUCGCUUUCCUGUCGACUCUCAAGUCCGCUGCAUCGCCCGCGCAUGCCACACUGAGUGAUGUGCUACCUUCUGCCGCAAAGGCUGGGCUGAAGACUAUCACGGUCACUUACGCGACCAAUCCUACCGAGACCCUCUCAGGGAAGCUCGUUGAGCAUGCAUUCGUCCAUCCUCGCGAGGGUGUAGACAAAGCAGCGCUUGUGGAGUGGGGCGAACGUGGCGCAGAUGCACUCAAGGCUGCCGGAGCGGAGGUGUGCAACGCCGCCACUUAUGGGACCGUAUUAGAGGAGUCGGACGCCGUCAUACUACUCAUCGGAUGGGAGAGCUUCGAUGUUCACAGAGCGUGGACUGCAGAGGGGGGCCCCGGUCGCGAACUUCUGCUCGACCUGUUCGCGAAGAUAGAUCGCCCACGGCUCUUUGCUUCGCAUGUUUCAUACACCAAAUACUAA